Aspergillus calidoustus is the source of this 633-nucleotide messenger RNA. Lineage: Eukaryota; Fungi; Ascomycota; Eurotiomycetes; Eurotiales; Aspergillaceae. The record is from the annotation of a GenBank genome assembly.
AUGUACGGUCCCAAGCGGGAUGACAGUAAGCGCUGCAUCCGCAAUCCGGAUCUCUGGAAUUUUCUCGCAAGGCAUCGCGAAACCCUCGAGUACCUCGACAUCUUCCGCAAACAGACCGGUGGCAGCAGGGAGAUGGGUCGCCUCGGCCCCCUUACAGACUUUACCCGCCUCACUCACCUCUGCAUCCAGCCCGACGUGCUCUUCGGCGCUGGGGAUACAAUGGACCCAUCACUAUUACCACCCCUCAAGGAGACGCUCCCUAUCUCUGGCUCCAGCGCGCUCCAACACCUCACCAUUGAUUGCAUAUCAAGCAACAAGCUCCUAGGCGUCCUAGACAUCUACAGCGACCCGCAGGAAAACAUCCUCCUAAACAAGACGCUCCCUGCGCUUAAAGCCCUCCGGCUACACGACAUGGCGCACCUCGACGUCCUCGAGCCCGAGCCGGGAUGGGAACCGUUCCGGAGGGCUCUGGAGAAACCAGGCAUCACAGUUGGCUUUGACAGUGGCGACUGCCGGCACCCGGACCACUUGUUGAUGCCUGGGGGUAAGCUCCCUCGCGGGGGCACGUGUCCGGCGCUUUGGCGGGAGUCGUUUGAGAUGCAGGUGCGGGGAAGGCACGGUGGCAGGAGGUGA